UGUGCGUUUCCGUUACAUAACCAUCCUGCAGGUCCACAGUGCGGACUCACCUCCUCUCAUCGCUUUACCUCCUCACAAUGGCAGCUCCGAAGAAAGUCUGCAUCAUCGGCUCUGGAAAUUGGGGUUCUGCCAUCGCCAAGAUAGUGGGCUUCAAUGCUGCUCACAAUUCAAAAUUUGACAGCACCGUUAAAAUGUGGGUGUUUGAGGAGAUGGUGAACGGGCGCAAGCUGACUGAAAUAAUCAACACUGACCAUGAAAAUGUGAAGUACCUCCCUGGGCACAAACUACCAGCAAAUGUGCUGGCCGUUCCAGACCUGGUGGAGGCGUCCAGUGAUGCUGACAUUUUGGUGUUUGUGAUCCCGCACCAGUUUGUUGGGAAAGUGUGUGACACCAUUAAGGGCAAGAUAAAGAAUGAUGCCGUGGGGAUAUCGCUCAUCAAGGGUGUUGACGAAGGGCCCAAUGGACUUAAACUCAUCUCUGAUGUGAUCCAGGAGAAGCUCGGUAUCACCAUGAGCGUGCUGAUGGGGGCUAACAUUGCCAAUGAGGUUGCUGAUGAGAAGUUUUGUGAGACCACCAUUGGAUGUAAGAAUAAAGCCCACGGGGCUCUGCUGAAGGAGCUCAUGCAGACUAAUAACUUCCGAGUUACUGUAGUAGAAGAAUACGAUGUGGUGGAAAUCUGUGGAGCCCUGAAGAACAUCGUUGCGGUUGGGGCAGGUUUCUGUGACGGUCUGGGCUUCGGGGACAACACGAAGGCAGCAGUGAUCAGGUUGGGCCUGAUGGAGAUGAUUGCCUUCGCUCGCAUUUUCUGCACUGCUGGGCCCGUGUCCUCGGCAACCUUCCUGGAGAGCUGCGGCGUGGCCGACCUCAUCACGACCUGCUACGGGGGCCGCAACCGCAAAGUAGCUGAAGCUUUCGUGAAGACAAGGAAGUCCAUUGAGGAGCUGGAGAAAGAGAUGCUGAAUGGUCAGAAGCUGCAGGGACCCGCAACAGCAGCCGAGGUCUAUCUCAUCCUCAAGCACAAAAACCUAAUUGACAAGUUCCCUCUGUUCAAUGCAGUGUAUCAGAUCUGCUAUCAGGACCAUCCUGUCUCUGAGUUCAUAAGCUGUUUGCAGAACCACCCAGAGCACAUGUAAACACAGGAAACUGACCAAGUGCCUUCUAAAUGAAGAACAUUAUCAUUUUUCACCUGUUACCUGUCAGAAAUGGAUUUGGGAUGACCAGUCGCUGACUCCACAGCUGUCAUGCAACUCAGUCGUUCCAGGCGGCGAGUAGAGAGGCUGCAUAACAUUUGUGUGUUCAUCUCUCGUUCGACCACUUUGUCUUUAACAUUCAGUUAUCUGACAUAAUUUAAGUGCUAACUGUUGAGGGUUUUCUUUCCCAAUGUGUCACAUAGCUCUUUCUUCCUGAGAUUUUAGUUUUUUUCCGAGCCGGAUGGAAUCAGAAUGCAUGGUGUCACUUUCUAGACAGCAACACUUAAAAACACUGAUACAGAUAUCCGGACUUUACUGGAUAUCAGAAUGAUCAUGAUUCGAUAUAGAUUUUAGAAAACAUUUGUUGAUGACACUGAGUUUUAGUCAACCCUUGACUGCCAUUCAGUUUCUAACAUAUUUGUACGAUGUUUAUGUGGCACUAGAUCAUGCAUUCAGAUUUUGGCAGGGCCAACCACUCAGGGCAAAGACCUAUUGACAGCCUUCCGUAGAGGAAAUUCUCGUUAUCUAACAUUUAUGUUGCCGUCCAGUGAAUGCCUGUCCAUCACCACACGUUGUUUAAUUAUACAGUAGAUGUUAUACCUCACUUCGUUAUGUCUUUGUAUGCUCUAAAGUGUCUUACAUAAUUCACUAUUUCCUGUCUUGUACUGUAUGACACUGUCAAAUGCACAGCAACUGUUUUUAACGUUAAAAUGCAAGUGCCUUAGAAAGCCCAGUUGCUAGGUCUUGACAAUUGUUGUUGUUUUUUUGGUCAAACCAAAGACUUAUCGUCCGUCCACUAAUGCCAUUUGUUAUUGUGACCCUGCCUGACCCCGUUUUCACUCAGUUACGGCUAAUGUGUGUUGGAAAUUAUGUCAUCAUUUGUCUGUGAAUAAAUUAAUUCAGUC
Messenger RNA from Chelmon rostratus (copperband butterflyfish), 2095 nucleotides. Its product is annotated as glycerol-3-phosphate dehydrogenase [NAD(+)], cytoplasmic. Gene Ontology annotation, molecular function: protein homodimerization activity; NAD binding; glycerol-3-phosphate dehydrogenase [NAD(P)+] activity. The record is from RefSeq and is a predicted model, not a curated record. The coding region runs from base 78 to 1133 and encodes 351 amino acids. NCBI's taxonomy places the organism in Eukaryota, Metazoa, Chordata, Actinopteri, Chaetodontiformes, Chaetodontidae. Gene Ontology annotation, cellular component: cytosol; glycerol-3-phosphate dehydrogenase (FAD) complex. The transcript has 8 exons. Gene Ontology annotation, biological process: glycerol-3-phosphate catabolic process; carbohydrate metabolic process.